AUGUGGUUGAAUCACAGUAUAAGCUCCAUUAGGCAAGAUACUUAUCUGACCAGAGUCCUUGAGAAAACAGUUAAAGGCCUGAUGAUGAAUUUGUGUCUCUUCUACUUCUUGAUUCUGGUCCUUAUAGACCAUGGAUUAGGGCUUAACACGGAUGAGUGCAAAGAAUCUAAAUGUGGAACUCAUGGUCCAGUAGUCCGAUUCCCUUUCGGAAUCAAAGGCCAGCAACCUGACCACUGUGGCUACCCAGAAACUGGGUUUGAUCUAUCUUGCUCAGAGACAAAUGAGACGGUGCUGGAGCUGCCAAAUUCAGUGAAACUCUUUGUCAAAAAGAUAGAUUACGUAGCUCAAGUGAUCUAUACAAGUGAUCCACAAGAUUGCCUUCCAAGACAGUUUUCCAACUUAAAUUUAUCUGCUUCUUCAUUCCGGUUCAGGGAUGUGGGCAUCUUUAACGAUGUGUCGUUGUUCAACUGUUCAGGAAGAAGAGGAGAUUCAUUCUUUCAGAUGCCUUGCCUCAGUGCCCCUGGCUACCAAGUUGCUGUGUUUGGUUCGUCAGUUUCCACGGACAACAUUGCCCUUUUGCAUUGUACCAAGAUGUAUGAUGUUUCACUAGUUCCAGAUGACAUGAUCGAUGGAAAUGACAAUAUUCUUCAUUUGAAUUGGUCCAAUCCAAGCUGUGGAUCUUGUGCAGCACAAGGUAAAUUUUGCAGAUUGAAGGCUAACACCACUGAACCGGAAACUGAAUGUUAUGGCAAGCUCAUGCACAUCAAAUGGUCAUCUCCAAAAUUUCUGGCCACAGGUAUUGUCCUGGUUUUGAUUCUUCUAGUCGUAGUAGGGGUUGCUAUUUACCGUGUCUAUAGCUUCAAUAGAAUUGAAAGAGAAUAUCAAUCCAAGAUUGAAAAGUUUUUAGAUGAUUAUAGAGCAUUCAAGCCUGGAAGAUAUUCCUAUGCAGUCAUCAAGAGGAUGACAAAUAAUUUCAAGGAGGAAUUAGGCCAAGGAGCUUAUGGAACUGUGUUCAAAGGAAAACUUUCUGAUGAAGUUCUUAUAGCUGUUAAGGUUCUCAACAGUUCCAAAAGAAAUGGAGAGGAAUUUGUAAAUGAAGUGAGAACAAUAGGCAAAAUCCACCAUGUUAAUGUGGUUCGCUUGAUUGGAUUUUGUGCUGAUGGAUUUCGACAAGCUCUAGUUUAUGAGUACUUACCAAAUGACUCACUUGAGAAAUUUAUAUCACUACCAUAUGAUAACAACCAUUUCCUUGGAUGGAAAAGGCUACAAGAUAUUGCUCUUGGAAUAGCCAAAGGGAUUGAAUAUCUUCACCAAGGAUGCAAUCAAAGAAUCCUCCAUUUCGACAUAAAACCGCGUAAUAUCUUGCUCGACGAGAACUUCAACCCCAGGAUCUCCGAUUUUGGCCUGGCAAAGUUGUGUUCUAAAGAUCAAAGUACAGUGUCAAUGACAACAGCAAGAGGAACCAUUGGCUACAUUGCUCCUGAAGUGUUCUCAAGGAACUUUGGGAAUGUUUCUUACAAGUCAGAUGUUUAUAGUUUUGGAAUGUUGGUGUUAGAAAUGGUUGGAGGAAGGAAGAUUAGUGUUGAUGAUAAAGAAAAAACAAAUGAUCAAAUAGACUUUCCAGAUUGGAUUUAUAAUAUUUUGGAAGGAGGAGAAGAUCUAAGGUUGGAAAUUGAUGCAGAGGAAGAUGCUGGAAUUGCAAAGAAACUUGCAAUUGUGGGUCUUUGGUGCAUUCAGUGGAACCCAGUUGAUCGUCCUUCCAUGAAAACUGUUGUGCAAAUGUUGGAAGGAGAUGGAAGCCAUUUAACAACCCCUUCUAAUCCAUUUAGCAGUGCAGCUCCUGCUGAGAGAAUGCACUUUAAAAUUCCAGGCAGAAAUUUUCAUCAAGCCUUGGAGGUCAUCAGAGAAACAGAGUAAUUGUUACUAGUAAAGUUCUAUACAGAAAUCCUAAGUAGUUUUAUGAAUUUACUCAACAUUGGAAAAUUGUUGUCCAUUUCACACACAAAUCAAAAUUGAAAAUAAAAGUAAGUAAUUUUUAUUUC
Messenger RNA from Manihot esculenta (cassava), 2042 nucleotides. Its product is annotated as rust resistance kinase Lr10. NCBI's taxonomy places the organism in Eukaryota, Viridiplantae, Streptophyta, Magnoliopsida, Malpighiales, Euphorbiaceae. Gene Ontology annotation, biological process: protein phosphorylation. The coding region runs from base 1 to 1917 and encodes 638 amino acids. The transcript is spliced from 3 exons. The record is from RefSeq and is a predicted model, not a curated record. Gene Ontology annotation, molecular function: ATP binding; protein kinase activity; polysaccharide binding.